GUGGCGUCUUUGUCGAGCGGAUAUUGUUUAUGAUCACUCGACAUUUUCCUUUGCAAAAUAAUUUUGUGGUCGAAAAUACUUUGAUUAUAAUGUUUUCAUUUAUAUCCUGAUACAUAAUAGUGAAUAAUCACCGAACUAUGACUAUAUAUUAAAAUAAAACUUAGUGAAAGUUUUUACAAAUGUUCAGUGCAAGGGACGCUUGCGAAUUCUUCCUCGACCAAUAUAGCGGGAAAUCUCUGUGUCGUGACGCGCACUAACAUUAAGAAUCCCUGUGGAGACUGAAUAUAUUCAACAGCUUGUUAUGUGGUCAUUUACACUUUGACAGUGGUUCCGUGUCUUGUAAAGUAGCGAUUGACAAUGUCUGACGAAAUGGCGGUUAGUGAUAACCCGAGUGGGGAAGAAGCCGUCGUUAAUGGACCUGAAGCGUUGCCAGCGAGUGCCGAGGACGCGGCGCCGGAGGCCCCCGAGGCUCCCAGUACGCCCGCGGACCCGGAGCUUGAAGAUACCAAGCCAAUUAAACCAGAACUUGAGUGGAAUUCAGAAGAAGCUCCAGAGCCCGCAGAAGGCAGUGAUGACAAACGGGGUGUCAAACGCAGGGCGUCCGCGGCUUUCAGCAAUGCUGCUGGUGAAGACUUCCAGGCCUUCAAGGGCUUUGCGAAAAUGGAGCUUGAUGACUCUAUUGUGGAAUACAAGAGAGUUCUAGACGACUUGGAGGCAGACGUGGCAUUGGCCAGUAAAACCGUGGUGCCUCUCAGGACCGUGAUGGGGACACCCACAGCUCCGGCCAGGGCCAGCAAGCGAGCCAGGCAGGAUACAGACGGAUCCAGACCGUCCUCGGCCCUGUCCUCUAGGUCAGAAGACGGUGUUUCGUCCACUGAGGUAUCCUCCCCCGCGGUCCGCGGCCGCCGCGCCACCACCGAGAUGUCCUCUCCCCUGCUCAGGGUGCCUCUAGAGAAGGGCUGGAAACGGGAGCUGGUGUACAGAGCCGCGUUGGAUCAGCACUCGCGGCGCAACGCAGACAUAUACUACUACUCGCCCCACGGCAAGAAGCUGCGCUCCACUAGAGAGGUGGCGGAACACCUCUCUGGGACCGGACUGACGUUAGACAACUUCUCAUUCUUCAAAGAACCACUGGGUGUAGAUGACCCUGAAAAAGAAAUCAUUCGUGACGCGAAGCUGAUGCGGAAAGUGGAGUCGCCCGUCGCUCAAACGGCGCCUCCUGUGGCGGAAGGCAAGCGCACGCCCAAGCCCAAGCCGCCCAAGGGCGUCAGCCCCGAGCCCGUCACUCCCAAGUCGCCGCCGCCCAAAAUUAAGGUGAAGUCAAUGCAGCCGCGGCUGAACCGCACGCCCGCCGCGCCGCUCGCCAAGAAGCCAUCAACCGCCCCCGCCACCGACAACAACAACACGCAGGCCAUCAAGAAGAACAGUGAAUCGAAGCCGGUUCGAGGCCGAGUGGCGAACGGCGCCGCGCCGUCACCCACCACAGAGUCGCCGCGGCGGAGAGGAAGGCCCCGGCUGGACGAGGGCAUAGACCACUUCACUGCCUUCUGUCAGAAGGCGAAGGAACACAACUAUAAUGUGGCUGUACAGAUAUUCCAAUACCUGGGCAUGCGUGACCUUGCGCACUGUGCGCGCGUGUGCCGACUAUGGCGGGAGCUGGCUGCCACGCCACAGCUAUGGAGGCACGUCAGAAUGAAAAAUUCACACGUGAGCGACUGGGGAGGCUUGUUCGCGGCGCUGCGGCGGCACGGCACGAAGAGGCUGGACUUACGCAAGAUGCUGCUCCCGCAGAACGACACCGUGUUCUGGGAGCAGUUCGGGGAGCACGUCAAACAGCUGGACGAGUUGGAGAGGAUAGAGAUGUGCCGCUGCCCGUCGAGCGCGGUGGAGGCGGUGUGCUCGGGCGCGGGCAACCUGCGCGCGCUGUCCGCGCUCGCCAUCCGCUCCGCGCUGCUCGACCCCGCGCCGCUCGCCGCGCUGCCGCAGCUGCAGGAGCUGCGGCUCAAGAGCAUGGCCGGCCUCUCGCUCACCAGGGACCUGCAGCCGCUCGCGGCGCUCACCAGGCUCACGCACCUCUCGCUCACCUCCAUCAAGGAACUAGGUUGGUGCGCGUGCGACGUAGUCGGCCAACUUCCACAACUCGAGUCGCUCGAGCUCGGCGAGUGCAGUUUCCGCGCCGAGUUCGCGCUAGUGCUCGGCAAGCUGACGCGCCUAAAGCGGCUGCGUCUAGAGCGCGGCACCGCGCAGUGUGCGGCCCCGGCCUUACUGCGGGCGGUGGCGCUGCUGCCCAAUCUCACUAGCUUGGAGCUUGUCAACUUCGACGUCAAGGUCGGUUUUGACGACGCGCUGGCCGAAUGCAAAAAUAUACAGAGGCUGCUUAUCAUACCCACGUACGUGUCGCAGUCCGCCACCACUAACAAACAGGUGCUAAGCGGCGUGCUGAGUCUGAAAGACACGCUGACCCACCUGAUGUGGGGCGUCACCAUCGAGCUGCUCCGCGUGACGGAGUUGUUCAUCGACCAGUGCGAGCAGGGCGCCGAGCGGCGCCGCGACGUAGGCGAGUGUAUCCCCGUGCUCAAGCCCGUGCCCGGCUGCAGGCUGCCCCAAGACAACACCAAGCAGGAGCCGCGCACACCCCCGCAGGUGGAGAUCCUCCCGCUGCCGACGCUGCAGCGGCUGCUGUCCGCGCAGCUGCCCAACACCAAGCUGAAGCUGCUCCGCAUACCGUUCCACGCGACCUGGCGCCAGUCCCUAGCCGACUUCCAGUAGCCGACAUGCCCGUGUGGAAUAC
Cydia amplana is the source of this 2791-nucleotide messenger RNA. RefSeq lists its product as uncharacterized. Bases 358 to 2769 code for a protein of 803 amino acids. Gene Ontology annotation, molecular function: protein binding; DNA binding. The transcript is spliced from 16 exons. NCBI's taxonomy places the organism in Eukaryota, Metazoa, Arthropoda, Insecta, Lepidoptera, Tortricidae. The record is from RefSeq and is a predicted model, not a curated record.